Suillus bovinus is the source of this 1971-nucleotide messenger RNA. RefSeq lists its product as uncharacterized. The record is from RefSeq and is a predicted model, not a curated record. The transcript is spliced from 11 exons. Bases 1 to 1971 code for a protein of 656 amino acids. Gene Ontology annotation, molecular function: protein binding; peptidyl-prolyl cis-trans isomerase activity. Lineage: Eukaryota; Fungi; Basidiomycota; Agaricomycetes; Boletales; Suillaceae. Gene Ontology annotation, biological process: protein folding; protein peptidyl-prolyl isomerization.
AUGUCUGACAUAGAGCAGGAUACAACCGUGCUCGGCAAGCGUGGUAGAAAGUCGGAUGAUGAUACAGGUCGUGUGCAGGAUGGCGAAGAUAGUCCCAUGCCAGCUGCCGACGUAGCCAUAAAUCAGGAUGACAGCGAUGAUGAUGUUGGUCCCAUGCCUCUACCUGCGGGUGCAAAUGGUGGAUCCAAAAGGAAGCGUAGAGUGGUUCCUCACGAGAAACUGUACCUGGACCACCUCCCAGAUGCAGAACAGUACUAUAAAAGCUAUAUGCACCGCGACUCCCUGAACUUCGUUGUUGUAACUAAGACGGACUUUAUCAUUACUACAUCGGUCGACGGACAUCUAAAAUUCUGGAAGAAGCAGGACGAGGGCAUUGAAUUUGUGAAACACUUCCGUGCACACAUGAGCCCUAUAACUGGAGUAUCAGCAAGUGCAGAUGGACAGCUUUUUGCCAGUAUCUCGGAAGAUGGGUCGGCAAAAGUGUUUGAUGUGCUCAACUUUGACAUGAUAAACAUGAUAAAGCUCGGGUUUACCCCCCAUGCGUGUUGUUGGGUACAUAGACGAGGGCAAGCACAAGGCCUGCUGGCUGUCUCAGAGCAAGGGACAGGUACCAUACGGCUCUAUGAUGGUCGCGGUAAUGACACACCACUACUCACGAUCGAAAAGCUUCACCGUUUCCCUGUGCAUUUGAUGGCGUACAGCGACCGCUAUGAUACCGUGAUCUCUGGUGAUGAAAACGGUUUUGUUGAGUACUGGCAACCGUUUGAGCCUUUUGAGCCACCGCGAAAUAUACCUGGCAUGUGGUCGUUGAAGUCUUCAACGGACCUCUAUGAGUUCAAAAAGACAAAAUCGAUCCCUGCUUGCAUAACGCUUUCACCCGAUUCCUCUUCCUUUGUUACAUUUUCUCUUCCAGAUCGUCAAAUUCGCAUAUUUUCUUUCCUGAAAGGCAAAUUGACUCGAAAGUACGACGAGUCAUUGACAGCAAUCCAGGAAAUGCAACAGGCCAGUACUUCAAUUCAUCGCGUGGAGGACAUGGAGUUCGGUAGGCGGCUGGCAGUGGAAAAGGAGCUUCAGAUGCCAGGCCCCGACGGACGAAUUCCUGCAAUGUCGACCAAUGUAGUUUGGGACGAAAGCGGGGCAUUUGUCUUGUAUCCGACCUUACUCGGAAUAAAAGUGGUCAAUACGGUGACGAACCGCGUUGUGCGGCUACUGGGAAAGGAUGAAUCGGUUCGGUGGAUGAACCUUGCAUUGUACCAGGGAGCGCCUGCAAAGAAGGGGCUAGCACCUGUAUCAUCUGCAAAUCCGAUGCUUGCUAAUAAGGGUAUUCGAGACCCGACUCUCUUUUGCACGGGGUAUAAACGCCAGCGCUUUUAUCUCUUUACCCGAUCCGAACCAGAAGACAACAAAAUACACGACAGAGACGUCUUUAAUGAACGACCGACGCGUGAAGAACAGUCCAUUGCCUCUGCGACUGCCCUUACCAAAUCAGGACCAUCACCUUUGGCUUCAUCUGCAGUGAUUCACACUUCCAUGGGCGACAUGCAUAUGCGCCUAUUUCCCCAACAAUCUCCCAAGGCCGUGGAGAACUUUGUGGGCCACGCACGGAGCGGUUACUUUGAGGGUGUUAUUUUCCACCGAGUCAUUCCGAAGUUCAUGAUCCAGACUGGAGACCCAUUGGGCGAUGGCACAGGGGGGACGUCAAUUUGGGACAGGGAAUUUGAAGAUGAGUUCUCUCCAGAUUUGAAACACGACCGCCCGUAUACCGUUAGCAUGGCAAAUGCAGGUCCCAACACGAAUGGCUCGCAGUUCUUCAUUACCACUACAGCCACUCCUUGGUUGGACAAGAAGCACACGAUUUUCGGACGCGUUAUCUCUGGAUUAGAGGUUGUCCAUAAUAUCGAAAAUGUAAAGACGAAUAAGAUGGACAAGCCAUUCGAAGACAUCAAGAUUGUCAAUAUUGAUGUCGAUUAA